Messenger RNA from Anguilla rostrata (American eel), 1996 nucleotides. Its product is annotated as adaptin ear-binding coat-associated protein 1-like. The coding region runs from base 74 to 868 and encodes 264 amino acids. Gene Ontology annotation, biological process: endocytosis. Gene Ontology annotation, cellular component: membrane; clathrin vesicle coat. The record is from RefSeq and is a predicted model, not a curated record. The transcript is spliced from 8 exons. Lineage: Eukaryota; Metazoa; Chordata; Actinopteri; Anguilliformes; Anguillidae.
ACGUUACGCACAGCUAGCAAUUGGACCACAGUUCGGUGAAUUGGACACAUACCGCUAUUGAAUUUAAGUCAACAUGGCGACCGAGGUUGAGUACGAGUCGAUCUUGUGUGUGAAACCUGACGUUAACGUUUACCGAAUCCCACCGCGAGCAUCGAACCGUGGGUACAGGGCAGCAGAUUGGAAGCUGGACACGCCGGAUUGGACAGGUCGCAUGAGGGUAACUGCAAGGGGUAAAGUGGCAUACAUCAAACUGGAAGACAAAAUAUCUGGGGAGCUAUUUGCUCAGGCACCAGUGGACGAAUUUCCUGGAAUCUCGGUGGAAACUGUAAGCGACUCGAGCCGUUACUUCGUCCUCCGUAUACAGGAUGAGAGUGGUCGCAGUGCAUUCAUUGGCGUUGGGUUUGGGGACAGAGGAGAUUCUUUUGACUUUAACGUCGCACUGCAGGACCAUUUCAAGUGGGUAAAACAGGAUGAUGAAAUCAUGAAGCAGUCUCAGGCUCCUGAAGCACCAAAGUUGGAUCUGGGAUUUAAAGAGGGACAGACUAUCACUCUUAAUAUUGGGCAAACCAGGAGGAAGGACAAGCCCCGUCCCCAGGGUGCAGGUGGCUUUGGGCUCCUCCCCCCUCCACCUGGGGGCAAGAUAGCCCCGCCCCCUUCAUUCUCAGAGAUCUCUGAUCACAACGAAGAAUCUCUCGUGGGAAGCGCAGACACCGGGUGUUUAUUAGAGCUUGAUGGUAAUAACUCCAAUUCUGUGCUGCAGUCACAUCCAAGCACUGAUCUUUGGGGCGACUUCUCUACUCCUGCAAGUUCACUACCUCCAACAGCUCAGAAGGAAUCGUCUUCCUCCACAGACUGGGUUCAGUUUUGAGUCCAUUUCCCCUGUAAUCCACACCCCCCCCCCCCCCCCCCACAUUACAGUGUCUCUGUUUGUUCCCCAGUUAUCCAUCACCUAUUCUCCAUUAUAGACAAUGCCGCACUUGGGCCCCCACCCAGAUUAACCUCUGUGACAGCAGCGUAUGCAUUCCAGAGUGAACAAGUCUGAGAAUGGUGAAAUGUAAAUAAUUAAGAUUAAGAUAUUAAUUCACACACUAAAUAUAUAUCAUAAUAUGAAGUUAAUAUGUACGCUACAAAAUAAUUAUGAUGGUUGCAGUAGAUAAUCGCAGUAAUAAUGUGGCAUAGUAUGUUUAUAAUUUAAUUGCAUAUAAAGGUAGAUAGAUGUAUAUUUUCAGGGCCAAUUCAUUUAAUAGCUCCAGUUUUCUCCCAAUUUAUCUGCCCUAUAAUAAGAACACUAUCUAAUGCACAAAAGUGGAUAUAUUCAUGUUUGAGCUUGACUGAUGAACAUGAAUUAGGUCAUUGAGCACCUUCUUGUGUAAAUUACGUGAAGCACUUUGUUUUCCCUUCUUUUCAGACUAAGCAUAUUGCUUGAAUUGAAGGUCCACGAUGCAGAGUUCUCAUUCAGAGAAUCCCCUUGCCUCAUUAACGUUGCGUAUUUAUGGUGUAUGUGUAUAUUUUCAAAUGUGUGUUUGUUUACAUGUUCUGUCACUUUCGUCCCUCUGUGUCGCCCUCCAGAGGACAGUGCAAAUCAUGAAUACAUGCAAAUCAAAUCAUGUAGUACGGUGUCGUAGGCGUCUCAAGGGAAUAUAUCCUUUUGAGGAAGUUUGUUAGAAGUCAGAGGGUGCGCUUUGACUACGAAGGCAAAAUAGGAUCCCCGUGAGAUUUGAGAUUAUACAGUAGCUGCACUGGAACGAAAGAAUAUGGAUAAUUGCCCAUAUUUGUUGUGUCAGUCUGUUGAAAUCUCUCCCGUUCUGUCACCCCCACUCUGUCUCGUGUCGUUGCUCAUGCAUACUGUAAGUACUGUAUUGAGAAAUGUAAUGCUGCUAAGAGCACAUUGAAGUUGUUUUUGUCUGCAUAUUGUAUGGAUCUUGCGAAACAAAGGGAACACAGUAUCCCUACAAACUUGAAAAAACUGAAAAUAAAAAGGAAAGAUUCACUGAAA